Naumovozyma dairenensis CBS 421 is the source of this 1077-nucleotide messenger RNA. RefSeq names its product Ssp2p (gene SSP2). The record is from RefSeq and is a predicted model, not a curated record. Lineage: Eukaryota; Fungi; Ascomycota; Saccharomycetes; Saccharomycetales; Saccharomycetaceae. The coding region runs from base 1 to 1077 and encodes 358 amino acids. The transcript has a single exon.
AUGCACACUAAUUCUAAUAAUAAAAAUAUUAAAUCUUACGGCCCUACAAUCUCAAGUAAGUCGAGAUCAAUAGAGGGUUUACCAAAGGGAAAAAUAUGGACCACAAAUCCUAGUAAAGUAAGGACACCGAAAACAAUAUCUUACUUAUUUCCCGAACACUCCCCUAUCAACAGAAGAAGAGAAUUGUUUGGGUUUAGACGAUUUACUAGGACCUACAUUUUAUCCUCUUCAAAGGAAAGGAAAACUGGUAAGAAGUCUGGCAGUUCAGAUAUAUCGAUAAUCCAAUGUUCUUCUAAAAGUACAAACUAUUACAACUGUUUAACUGGCUUGCCCUUAUCGAAAAGAAUUAAAACAGAUCCGAAAAGCAAGGAAAUUUUAUGUCAUAUUAGUUUAAAAGCAGAACCCAAAAUUCAAGCUUAUACUGCUGAUGACUCUAAAUACAUCGAGGAAAGUCAUUUCGCAAAUGUUACUGACAAACAAAGAAGGAUGAUAAUAAUAAGAAAUAUUCCAAAGGAGACUGGAAUACAUAGUAUUGUUGCUCAGAUAUCAGGUGGCCCAAUAGAGAACUUCAAUUUUUACCAGCAACAUAAACUAAGCUCUCCUUCUAAUGUUUUAAAGAUAGCGUUCAUAGCGAGCGAAGGUGCCCAGCAAUUUAUGAAGUACGGAAAUACCAAUUUAUUCAAGGUUAAUGGUAUUCAUUUGAAACCUGAAUGGUUUGUCGACUCUAAUUUAUGCAUUCCAAGCAAAACUGUUCCCUCGAAAACUCUACUGAACUAUAAUGGAAAAUGUCGUUGCCUCUUUAUGAAGCAAUUACCUCUAAAAGAUCAUUUGGUCCUAAAUUCCUUAUAUUUGAAACGUAUACGGUCAGACUUUGAAUGUUUUGGAGAAAUUGUCGAUAUUUCUCCUUUGAUCUCAAGGAGGCCAUGCCUAUAUAUACAGUUUUAUGAUAUUUACAGUGCUGUGAGGGUCUUAGAAGCCUAUGAAGACCGACACUCAAGGAUACAUCAACAGUACUUCGAAAAAUGGUCCAUCUAUUAUGGAAAGGAUCUUACCGAUACGGCUUGUUAUCAAUUAUAA